Messenger RNA from Coturnix japonica (Japanese quail), 1838 nucleotides. Lineage: Eukaryota; Metazoa; Chordata; Aves; Galliformes; Phasianidae. The record is from RefSeq and is a predicted model, not a curated record.
UUGUUAUCGCGCCUCGAGGGGAAGUGAGGAGCGAUUUGCGUAAAGCGUUUUCUUUGAAAGUGUUGUUUGAGCCUCUUUGUCUCCGCACAAAGAAGAGGAAUAGCGAUUUGAGUAUCUUUGUUUAAUUGGUGUGUGCUUCCCUGGAGAGGGGUAAGGAGUUAAGUGUACCUUCCCUUCGUGUGUGUCUUUUAGGGUAUUGAGAAAUGAGUGACAGUAUUGCCACCACGAAAAGUGAAGAUGUGUUAUUUGACCUUUUAGAAAAACAUGGUGCUCGGCCCUCUUUAUCAGGGGUGGAUUGGGCACGACAAAACUGGUAUAACUUGCAGAGUGUUUCAGACCGUAUUAGUGUUCUGCAAAGGAAUGCUCGUAGCCGAGCUGGAAAAGGAAAAUCGUUUAUUUGUGCAGUAUUGGGUUCUGCUCUGGUUGCUGCUAUAGAAUUCCGAGACCAGCAGCUUAAAGCAGAAAACCAAACCAUAGGAUCUCUGCAAGAGUUAGUUCAGACUCUGCAGAAACAGACAGAGGAGCUCAAAAAGCAAUUAGAAUAUGAAAAACAUGAUGCAGCUCUUUUACUAGAGGCUCUGAAGGAACAAUUAAGGUGUAGGGAUACUACCGACACUGUCGUUCAUAACUUGCCUCAAGAAAAGGUCUAUCCUUUAGAAGGACUGAAAGAAAUAAAGUCCAGGCUUAACAAAUUAGAGGACUCGCCAGCCCAAUUGCGUCCUUUGAUAAAAACUGAAUAUACAUUUGAUAACAGUGAGGAUCUGGACCCUCAAAUGAAUGUUAAAGAAAUCCCCUUCUCUGCCACUGAAUUGGCAAAGCUGAGGAAGGAUUUUAGCCGCUCUCCAAAGGAAUCAGAGACAGAGUAUGUUUGGAGGGUUAGUCUCACUGGCGGAGACCAAAUUCUGUUAACUGAAAAGGAAGCUGAAGGUUAUUGGGGGCCUGGAGUAUUUUUAACUACUGGUAACAACCGUGCUCCUUGGUCCCUAACACAGAGGGCUGCCUAUUGGGCAGGUGGUCUUAACCCUUUAGAAAGGGGAGACCCUCUUGCUAUUAAUGGGACAGUUGAUCAAUUGGUUGAAAGUGUUCAAAAAGCUGCUUGUCUGCAAAUGAUGUAUGAUAGAAAGCUACAGCCACAUCAUGAAUCACCUAUGAUGAUGCCUGUUGAUCCUGAACGGAUGACUCCUUUAAUCAGGGGGCUUCCAGAAUCACUGAAACCCAUAGGCAUACAACUACAAGGAAAGAUACAGGCUAUGCCUCAGGGAGAAAGAACCCGGGCAGCAUUAGAAGGAUCUAUAACCUCGAACCAUCUGCAGUCAGGACAUAAAGCAUGGACAUGGGGGGAGGUUGCCCAAGAAUUAAUUAACUAUGGGAGAAAAUAUGGGCCGGUGAUUUCUUCCACCAGUAAAUUUGAAACAAAAGGAGUGAGGCGCGCAGUGGCCAAUUCGACCCCGCCCCCUAUCCAGACUAGAAACAACGGGUCUAAAGGGGUCUCAUUUUCUAUGAAACCAAGUGGGCGAAAUAUAGAUCAUAAACGUAAUAAUCUUUGGACACUAGGCUGGCAGAAGGGCAUUCCGCGAGACUUAAUGAAUGGAUUAUCUACUGACAGGUUAGAGAGGUUAGUUAAUGGAUGGCCGAACCAGAAGCUCGAAAAGAGCAACACUCUAAUUCCGAGUGCCCCUUCUUUGGAAUCAGCCCAGACACUAGGGCCACAGGAAAACUAAUGCCUUCGCUCCUCUCAAGUGAGCGGGGGGGCGGAGGUUGGAUGCACAUUAGAAAGCUCACAACAAAAGGAAACGACCUGUUAAUCACAUGCAUUGUUGAACCUAGACUAGUUCCUC